Molecule: messenger RNA, 586 nt
Organism: Phyllotreta striolata
Lineage: Eukaryota; Metazoa; Arthropoda; Insecta; Coleoptera; Chrysomelidae
Source: the annotation of a GenBank genome assembly
UUUUUAUUACUUUUUUUGUAUAGAUAAUACAUAAUAAUACCGACCUGCAAAAAAUGGCGAACGCUGGGUAUUUCGGAGAAAAAGGGGGUAUAAUGAAGAUAGUCGAAAUACUCCUUGCCAUAUCGAUUAUAGCUAUUAUGGAAUCUACUUUUUCGGGAUUCGGUUGUAAAAUUUAUAUGGCCCUAGUGGGCCUGAUAGUAUCUUUGAUUAUUCUGUUGGUGAACAUCCUGGUGGAACCAGAUUGGCCGUGGCAUUGCUGGAUUCUCAUCAUCGUCGGCAUCUUCUGCUUGAUCGACGGUUUCUUCGAUAUGAUCGAUAUGAUAAUAAACACUUAUUAUUUCUAUCGAAAUAUCGACGAAGUUUUCUUUAUCAUCGCCUUCAUUUUGAAGAUUAUUUUAGGGGUAGUGUAUGUAUUCGAUGGCUUAUUGACCAGGGGUGGUGGUGAAUAGUUCACUUACCAGGGGUAUAACCUGUACACAUGUUUAUAUUGGUUUUAUUAAAAAUAUAGUGUAAAAUAAUGCGUUAAAGAGAUAAUUUUAUAAGGAAAGAGUAGUCCUAUAUUUUAGGUGCAAUAAACUGCUUUUAU